Messenger RNA from Cervus elaphus (red deer), 4245 nucleotides. RefSeq names its product chromosome 14 C1orf167 homolog (gene C14H1orf167). The transcript is spliced from 20 exons. The coding region runs from base 1 to 4245 and encodes 1414 amino acids. Lineage: Eukaryota; Metazoa; Chordata; Mammalia; Artiodactyla; Cervidae. The record is from RefSeq and is a predicted model, not a curated record.
AUGGAGCUGAGACCUGAUGCCAGCCACAAGGAGAAUGUGCCCCCCAGGCCAGCAACCUCCCUGAGGCCAGAGCCACGGAGACUCCGGAAGAGCCUGGGUGUCGGCCUGGCCGGUAGACGUGGCCGGUGGGUGCCUGUGGGCCCGGCUGAGAGGGGAGGGCCUGCUGCCACACCGUGCCCGGGGACAGCGCUGCGCCAGGAGCCUUGCCGAGUCCAGAGCAACCUGGCCAGCCCCAGCCCCAGCAUGGGCCUCGUCCUGAGGGACAUGACCGGCCAGCUGACCAACUCAAGCUUCCGGCAGCAGGACAACCUGCAGCCCUUGGUUGGGAGACCCCAAGGGAGAGUCCAAGACUUUGCGAUCCAGCAAAGUAACUUGUGUGCUAGGGAGACCCACACGGCUGAGUGUGGACGUCUCACCAGCCCCCAGCUCUGGUCAGAGCCUCAGGAGAGCUUCCGGCCCCACCUGAUGCCCCAGGGAAGCCCCCUACCCCAAGGGCCACUGGCUCGCCCAUCCUCCAGUCUGAGGCAGUCCUGGCUGCUGGCCACAGAUACCUCUUGCCCAGACAUCGGGCUUGCUACAGGGCUGGCCCCACUCAAAGGGCCCACAUGGUCAGACCCCAGAUCCCGGGGUGGCCUGGGGGGCUGGGCCUCCAGGCUCGUGGGGGAACCCCUGACCCUGAAAGACCUGGCUGUCCCUGCCCAGAGCCCACCUCGGGCCCCAUCCCAAGCUGCCAUUCACCAGCUGCUGGUCUGCGUUCAACGCCUGGAGUGCCAGGCAGUGCGACUCAGGUGCCAGGCAUCCCGGGAAUUCCCAGGCCCUGUGCGGCAGGAGUCCUGGACCAGAGCUGGCCAGACACUCCCUGUCCGCCCCCAGCUCAGCCAGCCUGUUCUCGAUUCCUGGGAUGAGAGGAGGAGACACUCCCGAGGCCUCAGGGAAACUACCAGUUUCCCAGAGACACCGGGGCCCCAGGAGGGUCUCUCAGACUCGCAAGCAAGCAGCAAGCAUGCAUCCCUGGGGACCACUCUGGUGAUGCUGCCUGGGGAUGCCCUUGACCCUGAGCAGGUGGUCCUUUCUGCCUGCCCCCUAAGGCAAGGAGAGCAGAGCUCCCCGGGGACUACACACGGCUGGGGGCAGAGGGGAGACCCCCUGCGCCCUCCAGGUGUGGACAGCAGGGAGGCCAGACUCUGCUCUUCAGCCUCGUCCAGUUCAGCCCAGGGCAUCCUCCCUGGGCGGGAAGGAGGGGAUGGGACCCCAAGGGAGCGGAUCAGCAGGGAGAAAGAAAGGCCAGCUUCCAGGAAUGCCCUGCAGAGCAAAGCCAGAAACACGGUGAACCUGGAGCCUGAGUUAGGCCGCUGGCAGUGGCUGUCCAGAUGUUUCAGAGCAUGGUGGCGCUGGGCACAGCGGCAGCGGGCAGUGGCGGCGGCUGUGGCCCUGGGCCGGCGGCAGCUGUUACGCAGGGGUCUGCGGGCACUGCGGUGGGCACUGUGGCUCCGGGAGGCCCAGCUGGAGGCGGCGUGGGGGCGACACACACAGGCCCUGCUGGCCCGGACCUUCCAGAAGUGGAGACACUUGAUUCAGCAGCACAAACAAGGGCAGCCUCACGUCCACACUGGGCCAAGACCCCUGUCCUCCGGGGGAGACCAGGACCAAGGCCCCUCAGGAAGGAAGCCGAAGGGAUGGGCCAGGCAGGAGAAGGGGGUCCAGGGAGAGGCCUCGCAGGCCACGCUGAGGACUCAGAGGAUAGCGAGGCCCCCCCACACCUGGCGCUCUCCUGCUGCAGGUGCAGCCUGGGUGGCCCUACUGGACCCUCAGCAUCGGAGAGCUUGGCUGUCCAGGUGCUUUGGGGCCUGGCAGCGUUUCGUGCAAAGAGGGACCCGGUACCGGGCCCACGUGGCCAACCGCCAGGCAGGGACCCUGAGGACGUGCUUGCAGCAGUGGGUGCAGAUGAAGCAGCUCCGGGCGUCAGACGGAGCGAAGGUGGCCCAGCUGUCUCUUUGUUGGCGGAAGGCAGGGAACAUGGCCCUCUUCAGCUCAGUCCCUGAAGGGGCCACAGUGCAUGGGCUGAGGCUGAUGGCCACGGCGCGGGUGCUGCCCCAGGAGCAAGGCUGGGGCUCCUUGCAGGAAGCCUGCCGGAAGCUGGCCCUCCAGCGGGCGCUGCUGCUCUGGAGGAAGCGGCUGUCCCAGCACCAGCAGGCGGACUCCUUCUUCGAGGGCAUGCAGCGGCGGGCACUGCGGCACAUCCUGAGGGGCUGGCGCCUGAAAGCACGAGAUGCGGGCAGCGCCAGGAUCGCCUCAGCCCCAGAUCCGCUGGGCGGUGCCCUGGGAGGGGAGGCCCCUCCAGGCCACAGUACACACCGGAGAAGCUCCUGGGACAAGGCUUCCAGGGCCCCCGCCCUCCUGGAGAUGCUCCGGUUGAGCUUUCUGUGCGCAGUGGGUCGGCGACAGCAGGGGCAAUGCCUUCUGCUCUGGCGGGCGCGGGCCCAGCAGUCCCGGGACGCAGCGAGGUGGCACCAGAGCAAGCUUCAGAGGCGCAUCCUCCUUGGCUGGAGCCACUGGGCAACAGCCCAAGGGGCCCGGAGAGGGCUGGCUGCCCGCUGGGCCUGGAAUCAGAGGGGCAGGGCCGCCCUGGGCCUGUGGCGGCAGCGGCUGGUACAGCGGCGGGAGGUGGAGUGGCGGGCCCGGGAACGGGGCCGGAGACUGCAGCAACGUGCCCUGGGCCACUGGCACUGCUACUGGCAGAGACAGGUGUUCCUGCAGGAGAAGUGCCAGCGGUGGGUGCAGGCCCGCCUCCAGGGCCUGCGGAGGGCCGUAUUCUGGGGCUGGCAGCAGGCGGCAGCUCGCCGGAGACCCGUGGCAGCCAGUCCAGAGCAGCUCCUAUUGCAGAGCCACUUCCAGGCCUGGUGUGGAGUCGUGAAAGCCUCCUGGGCCAAGCGUCCAGCCUUCCAAGAUGGCCUGAGGAGACGGAUACCCGGGACCACAUUUGCCAGUGAGGCCCAAGUGGCCACAGCCCAGCCUCGGGAGCUGCGUGUGGCCCGGGCCUCUUGCUGGAGAAGCCAAGAGCAGGGCUGCCAGGCAGACAGGCAGCUGAGGAGGACCUGGGCCCAGCAGGCCUUCGUUGCAAGACGAGUGGCCCCGGACCUGUGUUGCAAGGCCCAUCGGCAGGCAGGAGAGAGCUCCAAGGCCCAGGCCCUUUGCUGGAUGCUGUGGGCACGUGAGUCCUGCCAGCACCGAGUCCUUCGAGACCAUGCUGUCCCGACUCUGAGUGCCAGGUGGGGUCCUAGAGACCUGGACCCAGUCAGCGACUCAGGGCCACGUCCAGCGAACUGCCAUCACCCACUUCCAGCAGGCUGGGCCCAGGCGCUUCCUGCGAACCCACUGGGCCCAGUGGCGGACAGCGCUGCUCAGAGUGUGGCUAGAACCACAGGCCCAGGAGGCCAGCACAGCCCACCCGGCCAGGCGGAGGGCCAACCUCCAGCGCUGGCCUGGGCUGGCCACCAGAGGGCGUCUCCUAGUGCUGAUGAACCCCCCAGCCCUGAAGAGGCAGACCCGCAGCUGCAGGCCAUGGGCCAUGGGGCCCAGCCCAACCCAGCACCGCAGCCCCAGUGGACGGAUGCGGGGAGAAGUGUCCUGGGCUCAGAGAGACUUGGGCAGCUGUGGUGGAAGCAGGGACACUGGCUUCAUUCGCUCAACACCAUUUCCUGCGCACCCUUCUCUUACAGUUCAACCUCCAGAAGCAUCAGGACGAGCCCGGCUGCGCCAGCUGCAGAACUCCCAGCAGGCCAGGCUCCGGGCAGCCAUGUGGCAGCGCUGGGUAGAUGCUCAGGGGGCAGAGAGGCUGGCAUGGACACUCCUCAGGCAGUGGCACCUGAGAUGGGCCUGGCGACUGUGGCGGGGGCGCGUCCUGCGGUUGCAGGUGGCUCAGCGGUUACAGCGACAGGAGGACGGCCGGGUCCUUUCCCAGAGCCCAGCUUCCUGGUCACAAAUCACAUGUAUCCUGAGCUGGGGCUUUUGGCCUGGGGCAGAGGGAAGGGCCCCCUCUUCCUUCAGGGACAGAAGGAUCUGGGCCCAGCCUUUAACAAGUGGCACCAGUGUCUGGCAGCCAGGGGCCUGAGGGCCAGAGCCAGCAGCAGCAUGAGGCCCUGGAGCAAGGCAGGCCUCAGGAGGCCUGGAAGCAGGCCGGAAGCUGCCAGAGCCCCAGCACUGGGUGGACCUGGGGCGGAGAAGGGGGCCCAGCUGCAGCUGUGA